GUUCACUCUCUUGCGCCCCCUCCUUCGAGUACUACUGUCCCUUCGCUUGCGCGCGACCAACUCGCGGCAGCGUCGACCUACAAUCUUUCUUCAGGUUAACAAUAUGAUGCUUGGAUCGCAAGGAUCCCAGCUAGAGCUCGUUGAUCGUGACCCUUCGCGGUCUGACAUCUCUCUUGUGCAUCUAGGAGAGUCUCCGAGCUCCCGUUCCGACUUCACCCUCACGCCUGGCUCGCGCUCUGAAUUCUCCUUUACCUCCCCAGGCUCUCAAGCUCAGUUUCCUCUCAUCAAACAUGAUGCAGAGCACCGGCUCAUCGCAGACCUCCCGGAAGGGGAAGGCAUUCUGGAUGAUACUCUUCGCUCUGGUUAUCUCGUUCUUCAUGGUCGUGCUUGAAGGAGCAGCUGUGGGAAAUGCAUCACCCACAAUCGCGAGUGACCUUGAUAUCUCCCAAUUCGCAUGGAUUGGAACGGCGUAUGGCCUAUCAUCCACUGCCCUUCUGCCUUUGAGCGGUGGACUGGCCCAGAUCUUUGGUCGGCGACCAGUAAUGCUCGUCUCUCUCGCGAUAUUUGCCGUAGGUGGCGCGCUUUCUGGCGCUUCCACAGGUUCAACAACUCUGUUUGCUGGUCGCACCGUCCAAGGUUUGGGUGGCGGGGGCGUACUGACAUUGAGCUCAAUUAUACUGUCGGAUAUCGUCGCGCUCAACGAGCGUGGGCUGUACAACGGCAUUCUUGGUCUGGCUUGGAGUGCUGCGUCCGGUGUUGGUCCCGUAAUUGGCGGAUCAUUUGCGCAAAAUGGACACUGGCGCUGGCUUUUCUACAUGAACAUACCCUUCGCGGGUCUUGCUGCCGUGCUGGUACUGUUCUUUGUCAAACUCCCAACACCGCCGGGGAGUUUGAGGUCGAAGCUCGAACAGAUAGACUGGAUCGGGAAUGCUCUCGUCAUGGGGAGCACGACAGCUAUUGUAAUCGGAAUGACAUGGGGUGGUGUUGAUUAUGCCUGGUCUUCAGCGCAAGUUUUAGUCCCACUCAUCAUAGGUGGUGUUGGAUUGGUACUAUUCUUAUUGUACGAGGCCCUGUGGGCAAGAAAUCCUCUCAUUCCCCUGUCUCUUAUACUCAACCGCACUAGUAUAAGCGGGUUGAUCCAGACCGGUCUCCUCUCUGUGCCUCUCACGGGGCUUAUGUAUUAUCUCCCCGUGUACUACCAAGCCUGCAUGCUCGCCUCGCCCAUCCGCGCUGGCACGCUCGUCUUCGGCGUGGCAUUCACCGUCGCGCCUACCACGAUCGUCGCCGGAGCUAUGAUCACCGUCACGAAGCGCUACCGCCCACCAAUAUGGUUCGGCUGGGUCCUGCUCCUCGUCGGCCAAGGCCUCCUCACCACCCUCACUGCGACGAGCUCGAAGGCCACGUCCAUCGGCUUCCAGAUCCUCACCGGCAUCGGAAUCGGCGCCGUCUACAGCUCGACGUACUUCCCCGUCCUCGCCCCGCUGCCCGUUGAGCAAAAUGCGCCUGCGCUCGCGCUCUACGUCUUCCUCAGGAGCUUUGCCCAAAUCUGGGGCGUCGCCAUCGGCGCGACUGUUCUCCAGAACCAACUCUCUUCUCGACUCCCACAGGCGUUCCUCGCGACGCUCCCUAGCGGCGCGAGCGUUGCCUACUCCGCGAUCCCCGCUAUCCCCGCUCUCGCGUCGCCGCUGAGGGAGGAAGUGCAGGCUGCGUUCGCUGGGAGCCUGGACGUGCUGUGGCGCGUGCAAUGUGCGCUGUCUGCGAUCGGCGCGUUUGCGAGUUUGUGGAUGAAGGGCCUCCCGCUUCACACGGAUACGGAUAAGAAGUGGGACGUGACAGCGGCGGAGGGGGAGGAUGAGAAGUAGGCAGCUGGGCCGCAGAUGCUUGCGUUCGGAUGUAUCAUAUCUGACGUUGCUAUUAUCUUAUUGUCGCGGUCAUUCCUCCUCGAGCUUCAGGG
Messenger RNA from Fomitopsis serialis, 1954 nucleotides. Its product is annotated as MFS general substrate transporter. Bases 291 to 1862 code for a protein of 523 amino acids. Gene Ontology annotation, biological process: transmembrane transport. The record is from RefSeq and is a predicted model, not a curated record. Gene Ontology annotation, molecular function: transmembrane transporter activity. The transcript is spliced from 8 exons. Lineage: Eukaryota; Fungi; Basidiomycota; Agaricomycetes; Polyporales; Fomitopsidaceae.